Molecule: messenger RNA, 1331 nt
Organism: Paraphaeosphaeria sporulosa
Lineage: Eukaryota; Fungi; Ascomycota; Dothideomycetes; Pleosporales; Didymosphaeriaceae
Product: peptidyl-tRNA hydrolase
Exons: 1
Coding region: 162-1148 (328 amino acids)
Molecular function (GO): peptidyl-tRNA hydrolase activity
Source: RefSeq, a predicted model, not a curated record
GCCCUUACAAAUCGGAGUAUGACUCCUCGCUGUGGCUGUACUGGGUCUCAACAAAGACGGAUCCCACAGUCGCAUCGAAGAACAGAGCUCAUAUAAACCGCCACGCGUCCAAAACUAUUCGCGAAAGACUUCCUGACUUCACGAUUAAAGAGUCUUCCGAGAUGUGUGGAAACGCGGCCACACGUGCGCACGUGGACACGCCCGCCCCUGCGGCGAUCCCUGCAUCUGCACCCACCGAUCGCCGGCCAAAAACUAUUGAUGCGCGACCUCCAACAUCCUGCAACAACCACGACGACGACAGCACAACUACAUUUUCGCAGCCCGAAAUCGCACCCAUCCGGACACCCCCUUCCUCCCGCAAGGAAAAGCGCAAGCAGCGCAAAAACGCCACCCUCCCGACGCCACCCUCCAGCGACACCGAACAACCCACAAAGCGCACACCACCCAACAACCCCCAGCGCGCGCCCUCCCUAUCACCCAGCCUCACAAUGGCCAAAUCCCUCACCCAAAAAACGUACCCCCUUCUAAUCUGCUCCCUCGGCAACCCGGGCCCCACCUACGCCCACACCCUGCACUCCGCCGGGCACACCCUAACCUCGCACAUCGCCGCGGUGAAAUCCUACCAACCCUUCACCGCGGGCCUCUCCGGCCGCGUCGCCCGCCCCGACAACACCACCUACUCCUUCGGCCCCUUGCAAGGCUUCCGAAAAACAAACUCAAAAGAAGUCGGCCCCGGCGAAGACGACUGGACGCUCUGGCAGUCCACCUCGCUGAUGAACGUCUCCGGCAAGCCGCUCGCGCGCGCCUUUGCCGCUUUCUCUUCCGAGCUCGCGCGGCACGGGCGCGGACCGGGCCGGCUCGUCGUCAUCCAUGACGAGCUGGAGGCGCCGCUGGGCAAGGUCAGCGUGCGGGACGGCGGGAGCAGCGCGCGCGGGCACAACGGGGUUAAGAGCGUGCAGGGCGCCAUGCCGGGGGGUACAAAGUGGUGGCGGAUUGGGGUGGGGAUAGGGCGGCCCGAGAGCAGGGAGCCGGAUGCGGUGGCGGGAUACGUGCUGCGGAAGAUGCAUGCGGGGGAGAUGCGGGCGAUGGAGAAGGCGUGUGCGGGGGUGGUGAAGGUGCUGAGGGAGAUUUCCGAGGGGAAGCGAUAAGGGAUGGCGAUGGGGUGGGCGAGUGUAAGAUACGAAAUGGGUUGGCGCGGCAUAUUGGCGUUUUUCGAAUGGCUUUGGCAAGAGAGGAGGAUGAUACCCUGCUGGAGCAAGCGCAUAGCAUAGCAUAGCAUAGCAUGGCACAGCAUAUAGAUCUGUAAAAUACGGCAACGCUUGAAGAUAAUC